Molecule: messenger RNA, 1465 nt
Organism: Cololabis saira (Pacific saury)
Lineage: Eukaryota; Metazoa; Chordata; Actinopteri; Beloniformes; Belonidae
Gene: nop53
Product: NOP53 ribosome biogenesis factor
Exons: 12
Coding region: 39-1427 (462 amino acids)
Biological process (GO): rRNA processing; ribosomal large subunit assembly
Cellular component (GO): nucleolus
Molecular function (GO): 5S rRNA binding
Source: RefSeq, a predicted model, not a curated record
GUUCUUCUUCCCCUCCCCCUCCCUUCCACUCCUCCAACAUGGCGGCGGCCAGGCGGCUCAAACGCGUGGCGGUAACGCAACCCGGAUUUUUAACUUUAAAACCCAAUAAAGCCCCUUCAGACUUGGUCAGUAGUCGGCGAAAACGUGUCAGUAAGAAUAAGAAAAAGAACUGGAACAAACACAGCGAUAUAAAUGAUGUACAGGACUUCUUAGAUGAUGUCAGGCACCAAGAGAGGACCACAGGGGGUUUGUUGUCUGAGAAGUCAGACGACAGUUUGUUCUUCGUAGAUCUUGGACAGCCAGAGAAACCUGAGCCAAAGGUGACAGAGCCCGUCGACGAAAAAGGGAGAAAACGGAAAACGCACCGUCCUCUCAGGAUAGACCUGAUCCUUCAGCAUGACUCCAUCAUCCCACCUCCUAAAGAUGUGCUGGCUUACCAGCAACCAAAUGCUAAGAAACUCCGUCGCAUUGCCCAGAAGGCUGAACAUCUGGCAGCCAAAGGCGUGGUGCCCCGAAGACAGAAACGGCUGCUGAACAGACAACCUAUCGACAAGACAGUCAAGAACACAGCGACAGAGGCCAACAACAACCCAGACAGAGCUUAUUAUGACAUAUGGGGAAAAGAAGAGAAAGAUCCAGCUGGUCCCUGCCAUCCACAACAAAUGAGCAAAAAGAAUGUUAAGCGUCCACAGGCACUGUAUGAGAAGCCAUCGGUGCUCCCAGCUGUGGAGGUGAUCGCUCCCGGAGGAUCUUACAACCCAGACUUCUUCUCCCACCAGGCACUUCUUCAGGAGGCCCAUGAGGUGGAGGUCAAGAGACAAAAGCAAGAAGACAAAAUCCAGAGACAGGUGGCUGUCAACCAUGCAGACAAGGCUACACAGGAAACAGUCUUGCAUGAGCAGGUGGAAGGUUUGGUGGAGGAUGAGAAUGACCAACAAGAGGCAGUUCCUAACGAGGACGAUGAAGACACGGUAUUGGCUGCCAUCGCAGUAGCUGCGAAGAAGAGUGAGAAACAGAGGAAACGAGAGAGAGCAGAAAAAGUGAAGGAGCAACGGCGACUGGCCGGCAAACACAAGACCCAGCAGCACCAGCAGCUCUUCCAGCUUCGCUCCAUAAAGACCUCCAUCAAACAGCAAGAGCUGGACACCAAGGCCAAUGUAGUGAAACGCAAGGCCAAGCAGGAGGCCCAGAAAGCUCUGCCCAGACGCCUUGGCAAACUCAAGUUCCAGGCUCAAGACAUGGAGGUUCAGCUGAGCGAUGAGCUGGCGGGCUCCCUGCGACGACUCAAGCCAGAGGGCAGCGUCCUCAAAGACCGGUUCAAGAGUCUGCAGAAGAGGAACCUCAUCGAACCCAGAGAGAGAAUCAAGUUCAAGAGGGGACUGAAGGUGAAGUACACGGAGAAGAGGGCUUUCAAAGAGAUCACAUAAUCACCUGCACCGAUGUUCAAUAAAGCAUGACAAAACAA